Messenger RNA from Rana temporaria (common frog), 3410 nucleotides. RefSeq names its product zinc finger DHHC-type palmitoyltransferase 6 (gene ZDHHC6). The transcript is spliced from 11 exons. Lineage: Eukaryota; Metazoa; Chordata; Amphibia; Anura; Ranidae. The record is from RefSeq and is a predicted model, not a curated record. Gene Ontology annotation, biological process: protein palmitoylation. Gene Ontology annotation, cellular component: Golgi apparatus. Bases 208 to 1449 code for a protein of 413 amino acids. Gene Ontology annotation, molecular function: palmitoyltransferase activity.
GCAAGGAAUGGAGAGGCACAGUCUCUGUUCCUGGUGGGGAGGUAUUAAGGGUUGCGCAACCCGGAAGUGAGCGGGAGAAAGAGCUGGAGGUGCUGUGCAGGGAGGUGCGAUCCUCUCACCUAGAGGUAUGGAAGGUCGAAGUGUGCACCUCAGGGAGUCGGAAAGGAGGCCGCAGCUCUCACAGUAAAAGCCGCCAGUCUAGGAAAUAUGGCUGCCCUGGACUUUUUGAUUAGUUUUGAAAACCUACGGGAACUGCGGAGGCUCUGCCACUGGGGCCCCAUCAUCGCCCUGGGAGUCAUCAUCAUCUGCUCUAUUGUGGCAGUCUUAGACUCCGUCCUGUGGUACUGGCCCCUCGAUACCCCAGGGGGAAGCCUUAACUUCUUGACGCUUAUUAACUGGACUGUUAUGAUUCUGUACAAUUAUUUCAAUGCAAUGUUCAUUGGACCUGGGUUUGUUCCUCUGGGAUGGAAACCGGAAAGAGCCGAGGACUGCAACUUUCUCCAAUAUUGCAAGGUGUGCGAGGGAUAUAAAGCACCGCGCUCCCAUCACUGCCGAAAAUGUAACAGGUGUGUGAUGAAGAUGGAUCAUCAUUGUCCCUGGAUCAAUAACUGUUGUGGCCAUCGCAAUCACUCAUCGUUCACCCUGUUCCUGAUCCUGGCCCCUUUGGGCUGUAUUCAUGCUUCUUACAUCUUCGUCAUGACUAUGUACACUCAGCUCUACAACAGGAUAUCAUUCGGUUGGAACUCUGUAAAGAUCGAUAUGAGUGUUUCGCGGCUGGAGCCGGCUCCCAUCGUACCUUUUGGUAUUUCUGCCUUUGCAGUGACACUCUUUGCCUUAGGACUGGCGCUCGGUACUACCAUUGCGGUUGGGAUGCUCUUUUGCAUCCAGAUGAAAGUGAUUUUGCGGAAUAAAACCUCCAUUGAAGCUUGGAUAGAAGAGAAGGCUAAGGACAGGAUUCAGUAUUACCAGACUGGAGAGAAAUUUAUUUUCCCCUACGACCUGGGCAGCCGAUGGCGGAACUUCCGCCAGGUCUUUACCUGGUCUGGCUCUCCAAAGGGGGACGGCGUGGUGUGGUCACUGCAGGAAGGCUGUCGUCCAUACGAUUUGACGGUGGAGCAGCUUAAACAGAAGGCCGAUAAACGAGUGCGCAGUGUACGGUACAGAGCUGUGGAGGACUACAGCGGUGCAUGCUGCCCUAUAACCAAAGGUAUUCGAACCUUCUUCACCACCCCCUGCUCAGAGGAGCCACGGAUGAAGUUGAAGAAAGGAGAACUUAUCUUGGCCACUCGAGGCUUGAGGCACUGGAUGUAUGGCGACAAAAUCUUUGAGGGUGACGAAUGUCCACAAGAUGGACAGAGGAUUCGGGGCUGGUUCCCCAGAAGAUGUGUUGUGAAACAUGUUUCUGAUACAGGCUCUGACCAAUCGGACGACGAGAAGAAAACAAGAUAGCCCCAGCAGACACUCACUUUUGACUCGUCUCCACCAAUUGUUUGGUAUUUUUAAGGCAGUAAAUCCAAGUUAUAUCCUGGCUCAUAAAAAAAAGUUCUCAACAGAAUUUACAAAUGUAUAUGUCGUGAUGAUCAAAGCUGUGCAAGUACAAAAGGUGUGAUCCUAUGGGGAGAUUCAUUACAUGGCCAAAUGUUUGUGGACACCUGACCCUCGCACCUAAAUUAGGUUGUUUCACAUCCCAUUCCAAAAUCCUGGCCAAUAAAGCAGAACAUUACCCAUAACUUGAUAAAUGUUUUUAACAAGGAAAAUACAUUCCACAUUAUUUAUUAUGCUACCAAAAUUUGUGUGGGCUGCAAAUUUCACUAUAUGGUUAAUACUAAUAUCAAUCAUAUAAGGAACUUUUGGGUGGGGUAUCACUGCAGCUGCAUUCAUUUGGGUUUAUGUAAUAAUUAAAAAAAAUAGUUUUGUGCUUUUUUUUUUUUUUUUUUGGUGCAAUUUGUUAUAUUUAAAGCGGGUGUAGGGAUAUAUUCUGAAUAAUUUUUUAUUUAUUUUUUGUGUGCUGUAAAUUGCCUCCAGCAUCGUUCCGGUUUCUUCUUGCUAGAGGCUGCCAUUUUUCUGAAGCCCAGAGCCCCUGAGCAGCAGUGAGACUUUAAGCUGUCAGUUGAUCAGCUUCUACAUUUAUGCCAGUGCCGAAAAAUAGAGCGCAACUGAGCAUUUGCAGAGCAGGGCAAGACAGUGUAUUACUGGAUUUUAAACAGUCUAUGCAUUGUUUUUUUUUUAUCUUCUACAUAGCGAUGCCGGCAGUGAUGUAGCAGGACUUCAAGUUCCACUUUAAUAUGGAGUGGCCCCAUCUUUUCCCCCUUAAUGGCUAUAACAACAUUCAGGUUUAUGGGAAGGCCUUGCAUGAGAUUGUGGAGUCUGUCUGUAAAAAGCUUGUGCCCAUUUAGCCAAAAGAUCAUUGCCCCUUAAUGGAUGAGAGAGGCUCAGAAUCGCCAUUCAUAUUCAUCCCAAAGGUGUUCAGUAGAGUUGAGGUUGUGGGACUAUGCAGGUCUCUUGCAUUCCUCCACAUCAAACUGGUCAAACCAUGUCUUUAUGGAGCUGGCUUUGUACAAAGGGGCACAGUCAUGCUGGAGGUGAAAGUCUUCCCCAAAUUGUUGCCACAGGGUUGGAAAUAUCUUUGUAUGGUGUAUAAUUAACUGUACCCUUCAUUAGAGACACCUGAACUUAGUCAUUUUGAGGUGGGCACAUCAUUUUGACUAGGUAGGUGUAAUGGUCAGAUGUCCACAUCUUUUGGCAUCAUGGUGUAUUUUCUGACCCAUAGUUGGCUUCCUGUCAUGUUGGAAGAGCACUGCAGUCAGCCUUUUCUUAAGGCUAGCACACACCACAAUUUUUUUUUUCUUUUUCAUGCAAACUGACAUAUCCGGUUGGGGCCGCUGUACUAACAAUCCAAAUUUAGUACAGUGAUCUCCUCUGCUGUGCUAUUGUAUUCUGACGGGGGGGGCACCCCCCGCUAGAACGCUCAGGUCAGCGCUCUCGGCCAAUAGCUCAGAGCGCUGACCGUGAGCCGCUCAGCAGACCUUUUUCGAUCAUGAGCCUGUCGCACCAGCUGCCAUACACACGGGCCAAAUGUUGGACGGUUUCUGUUGGACUGGCUACCAUACACAAUUUCUAAUGUACAAUGCACAGUGUGCAGUCAAAUCAGAGUAAGCAAUUUCACACAGGAGAGGAACCUGUAUGACAUUGCAAGACUAAAGACUUUAACAUUAAGCAGGGCAGCCAGGCAUUGCUUUCUUCUUCCUUUUAAAAAAAUAAUAAUAAGAUGUCGGCAAUGGCAGAACUCUACAAGCUUUGUAGAGGGAUUAGAACUUUUUCCAUAUACAUCUGUAAAUCUUGCAGCUGUGAUUUAAGUUUACCGACACUAUAAAGUGUUAUCCAACCAAUACAAGAAUGCCAGGACUGUA